This is a messenger RNA of Lasiodiplodia theobromae, 1989 nucleotides long. RefSeq lists its product as uncharacterized. The transcript has 2 exons. The coding region runs from base 1 to 1989 and encodes 662 amino acids. Lineage: Eukaryota; Fungi; Ascomycota; Dothideomycetes; Botryosphaeriales; Botryosphaeriaceae. The record is from RefSeq and is a predicted model, not a curated record.
AUGGCUGAUGACGAUCUCGCCGAAAAUUGGCUCAUCAGUGAGCCUGUUGUGACCCAAUGGUAUGAUCGUGAAGAGCGGCGGCUCAGAUAUCUGGGCUUUGCUUCCCCUCCUAAUUGGAGAUCACAUCUUACUCUCAACCUUGGUCUUGACAUCUCGGAAUCCAAGCGCGAGGUUCUCUUUUGGUUUCGCCUCCCAAUCCGCGUAAAGUCAAAAACAUCGAAAAGGCCGACCAAGUUCUACGUAUACUUCAUCGUCGAGCUGGAUAUGUUUGAUGUAGAUGGGGAAGAUCAAGGACUCUGCUUUUCUCAGCAGUCAACCGUACCACCGGCAGUUCAAUUCGCCUUCAAAGGCAGCAGCAUCUGCCAGUCAGAUGAUGAGCUCGUUCGCCUGCGUUUCAAUCUAAAGAAGCCUGGUGUUGUCGUCAUGCCGAAAGCCGACGACGGGCCCUUCGAGCCCUCUGCCGUCAAUCAGGAAGUGCUACUCGCCUUGAAGUCGCUCUCCCAAGCGACCAAGUUCAGCGCCUACGUGCCUCAGAGUUCCCUGUCCAUUAGCCGUCUCGAAACGCUCUGUUGGAUGGUGCAGCACGGGGAUCUGCAGUCACGGCCCCGCGAGCUUCACACCCUCUAUCACGGCAAAGGCGGCGAAGUUAAUGCAUGGGAGAAUUUCAUUUUUUGCUCAGAUCAAGAAGAGACGUCAGGUCCUUCUCGCGCGGACAAGCCGGCGGAAUGGUCCAUCGUGCAGGAGCCGAUCUCAAUUGCCGAGGGUCAGGGUGUGCCGUCGGAGUCCGCUUCAGCCAAGGGACCAUCGUCCGGCGAGAAGCAAGCUACCGUCACUGAGGUACAGGAGCAAGCCGUACUACAGUCUGUGGAAAAGGACAACCAGCCGAAAGCCUCACAGCAGAAUGAGGCUCGGGCGGAGGAACGGCAAGGCAGCAUUCCACCAACCUACCAAGAAGCCGUCUCCCCUCCACCACCAGCUGCAAGCGCUGCCACAGCCCACCCUGCACCGCGGGCUGCACAGUCUUUUAGCAUCGCACCAACCAACACGCCUCCAGAAAGGAGACGGCAGUGGAGCGCUCCUCCAGUUUUUCGGAGAUCAUCUGAGGGCCGUCACUCUGCAUCUACCUCCCUCCAGCCACUUUCCGAGCUUGAAAGUCCCAUUGCGGUGUCCAAGGGCCAAGCUUCGUCCGAGAUCGUAGACCAGAUCGCUCCCCCGGCGUACAAACGUACCAAACCUCCCUCAGAUGACGAGCUGGGUGACGAUGACCUGGAAACGGCCGCCACCUCCACAAAGGACAGAAAAGCCCAAAAAUCUCGUCUCAAGUCAAAGACCGCAAGCAAAGCCCCUCGCCCUUCGAAACAAGUCCGCUUCGACAACACCAGCACAACAACACGCCACAACCACCGCAGCAGCAGCACCACCACCACCGCAGCCGCAUCCCCACCCCCAUCCUCAUCAUUUCCGCCACCCCAACCCCUCCCAUCCGCCCUCACCACCGCCGGCGACGGAUCAUCCUCAUCCUCAUCCCUCACCGCCCUCGCCGGCGCCCUGCCCAAACCCCAAGCCACUCUCCUCCGGCAGACGAUCGACUGGUUCAAGUGGGCGUGGACGACGGACCGGAGGGCGCACGUGGGGCUGACGCAUCCGCACCUGCGCGAGCUGGGCAGCUGCGCGCGGGCGGGCGACGUGGCCGGGUUCUAUCGGGUGCGGGCGAGGUGUUCGGCGAGGGUGGUGUACGCAGGCGUGCGGCAGCGGGGAGAAGGAGGAGAGAACAGUAGUAGUCAACAGCUAUUGGAAGAGCUGGAACAGUUUCUGCUGUGGAUGGCGGAGGUGGCGCCCGAGGCGGAGAUGGCGUUGACGGGGGAACUGCGGGAGUUGGGGAGGCUGGCGAGGGAGGGGGAUGCGGCGUGGCUGGAGCACGGGCAGGCGGUUUGUGCGGGGUUUGUGUUGUUUUGGUUUGGGAGGGUGGAGGAGGGGACCAAUGCGUGA